Molecule: messenger RNA, 3201 nt
Organism: Phytomonas sp. EM1
Lineage: Eukaryota; Euglenozoa; Kinetoplastea; Trypanosomatida; Trypanosomatidae
Source: the annotation of a GenBank genome assembly
AUGCCGUCUUCCAUCACGAGUCACGCACGCUCCACUGCGUCUACCGGGCCUGGGGGUGGUGUGGUCAAGCGUAAAGUGGACGAUCGCCUCAAGACACUUCUCGAGUACUUGCCCAAUCGAAAGCACCGCGGGUUGAUUCUUCUAGUGGGAGACAGAGCUAAGGAGCAGAUUGUAAACCUUCAUCUGAUAGUGUCUCGUGCAAACCACAAUGCAAAGGUUAAUGUGCUAUGGUGCAUGAAGAAAGAGCUCGACUUCGGCUCAACGAGUCAAAAGAAGCUUGAGCGGCGCGGUCGACUUGAGGUGAAGGGGGGUAUGGCCACUGAGGCCUCCAAGGAGGCUUUCGAGACCUUUCUUACUCAGACACAAAUCCGGUUUUGCAAGUAUAGCGAGACGCACAAGAUUCUUGGCCAGACCUUUGGGAUGGCUGUGCUGCAGGACUUCGAGGCCAUCACUCCUAAUACUCUCGCCCGGACGGUCGAGACGGUGAAGGGCGGUGGUGUUGUCGUCAUCAUGUUCCGCGCGAUGCAAUCGUUGCGGCAGCUCUACACCAUCGUCAUGGAUGUUCACGCGCGUUACAAAACGGAGUCCCAGCGCGAUGUCGUGCCGCGGUUCAACGAGCGCUUUCUGCUCUCGCUCGUGGACUGUGACACCGCCCUCUGCCUCGACGACGACCUCAACGUGCUGCCCAUCACGCAGCGGAUGCGAGGGGGAGGGGGGUCUGGCCUCGGCGCCACCCCUCGCGAUGACCCGGCGCUCGUCCUCCAGGGCCGCCUCCGCCACGAGGCCGAACUCGCGCAGCUGAAGGAGCGGAUCGCCCCGAGCGCUGUGGUGGGCCCCCUCGUCCAGCGCUGUCAGACGAUGGAUCAGGCCAAGACAGUUCUUUCCCUGAUGCAGGCGAUCACGGAGAAGAGCCUCGAUGCGACGUGUGUCGUGACGGCUGGUCGUGGGCGCGGGAAGUCGGCCGCGCUGGGGAUGGCCGCCGCAGGGGCCAUCGCCCAGGGCUACAGCAACAUCUUCUGCACGGCGCCGUCGCCUGAGAACCUGCAGACGUUUUUCGAAUUUGCCAUCCGCGGGCUGAAGGACUUUGGGUAUGUCGAAUCCACCCACUUUGAGGUCUUGCAAAGCAACAGCGAGGACUUUGCCCGGUGCAUUAUUCGCAUCCAUGUGUUCAAAGAGCACCGGCAGACCAUCCAGUUUGUGUCCGCCACGGAUGCGGAGGCCUUUGCGCAGGCUGAGCUCGCGAUCAUCGACGAGGCGGCCGCGUUACCACUGCCGUUGGUGAAGCGCAUGUUAGGGCCGUAUUUGAUUUUUUUGUCCUCAACCGUCUCGGGCUACGAGGGCACGGGCCGAAGCCUUUCGAUGAAGCUUAUCGCGGAUAUGCGGAAGCGCAGAGGUGGGGGCGGUCAGGGUGCGAAUGGGGCCCCUACCGGUGGGCGGCAGCUCAAAGAGAUGUCUAUGCACGACGCCAUUCGCUACGGCCCAGGUGACCCGCUGGAGAAAUGGCUGAACACGUUGCUGUGCUUGGACGCAACGGAAAAGGCGGUACCUCUGCGUUCCAGUCCGCAUCCCAAAACUUGUGAACUCUACUACGUCAAUCGUGACGCACUCUUUUCCUAUCAUCCCUUCGCGGAGGAGGUGCUGCAACGUAUCCAGGCUCUCUUGGUUGCAGCGCAUUACAAAAAUCAACCUAACGAUCUUCAGCUUUUAUCUGAUGCACCCGGUCACCACUUGUUUGUGCUGUGCUCAGCAAGCUUAGAGGAUGAAGGUCAGAGUCUAGAUACGCGUGCGGGGGGGGAUGAGGGGCGUAAGGGUUUAAUGGAAAAGGUUCCGGAUAUUUACUGUGUGGUCCAUGUGUGUGAAGAAGGACAAGUGAGCGCCGAGACGGUGCGCAGUAACCUUAGCCAUGGUCUCCGCCCCUCAGGGGACCUCAUCCCCUACACAUUAUCGCAAUACUAUCUCGAGGAGGGGUUUGCGAAACUGGCUGGCAUGCGCGUGGUACGCAUUGCGACCAGCCCGGAGCUUCAACGGGCGGGUUACGGCUCGCGUUCCUUGGCAUUAUUGCAGGCGUACUAUUCCGGGUCGAUUUCCCUUACUGCCGCCGCCAAGCCAGGGGAGACGGCGCAGACCAGCGCAGCGACGCGCCUCUCUUCUGAUGGUGAGGGGGUAGAGCAGGAGGCGCGGCUGCAAAGCCGUGGUCGCGUUCUCAACCUCUUCACGCCAUUGGUGGAACGUCCGUAUGAGGUACUGGACUACCUGGGUGUUAGUUUUGGACUAACGACUGAGCUCUUUAACUUUUGGAAGCGCGCAGGCUACGAAGCGCUGUAUGUCCGUCAGGCUGCCAAUGAUCUCACGGGAGAGCAUAGUUGUGUCAUGAUACGCCCAAACGGCCUUGAUCUGACCCCACUUAAGGAGGAGUUCCGACGGCGAUUCCUUCGACUUCUAUCCAUGCCUUUUCGGUCGCUUUCGACGGAACUGUGCUUGAGCGUUUUAUCUGACCUUGAUGUUCACGACGCCAAGAAGUUGUUCGAACUCACCGACGCCACGCAAGCCGCGGAGCUUCGCAUCGUGCGCGUCGGUGGGGUACGCCAGGCCAAUCGCACCGACCUCACGGAGAUUUUCAGCGCUUCCGAUUUGAAGCGUCUCCAGUUGUUCUCCACUUCCUAUGUGGAGGGCAGUAAUGUGCUUGACCUCAUCCCAGCUGUCGCCAAGCUGUACUUCGAGCAUCGUUUGUACAAAGCACCUGACGGUACGGAGGGUGUUAUUCUCACACACGCGCAGGCCGCUGUGCUUCUGGCUGUAGGACUGCAAUGCCAAUCCUUAGAGGAGCUUUCUAAACAAGAGGCCUUCGCUAGCGUCCAUAUACUGCAGCUCCGCGCCUUUCUUCAGAAGGGGCUUUCUCGUCUGAUAGAGCACUUUGGUGCCCUCCAGCGGCUUGAUAAAACACACACUAAGCGUGAUCGUGAGGAUGGCGUUGAUAUUGCCAAGGAGGAUGAGGAAGUCCGCGAGAUCAAGGAUGCGAGUGGGAAGGUGGUGGGGCUUACCGUAGCUAAGAAGGUCAAAAAGCACAUAGAGGUCGACUCAACGUUACUGCGGGAUUCGUCAGUGAUCGCGGUAGCCGGUGGCAGUUCUCAGGAGAAGGCAUCGUCAUCACUGCAGGAGGUUUUCCAUCGACCUAAGAAGAAGAGCUCCCGUCACCGAUAA